Molecule: messenger RNA, 1356 nt
Organism: Pecten maximus
Lineage: Eukaryota; Metazoa; Mollusca; Bivalvia; Pectinida; Pectinidae
Product: mucin-6-like
Exons: 2
Coding region: 1-1356 (451 amino acids)
Source: RefSeq, a predicted model, not a curated record
AUGGCCUUAGAGCCGACCAAAUCGCCAACGGAGCUCGUAAAAACAACGGAAGACGAGCAACUAAAGACAGCACAUUUUGGAGAGUUUCAGGGAAUUAUCAACAAUAGAGGGCGCUUUGUACAACCACCCUCUCACAGUACAAACCACCCUCUCACAGUACAAACCACCCUCUCACAGUACAACCACCCUCUCACAGUACAACCACCCUCUCACAGUACAACCACCCUCUCACAGUACAACCAUCCUCUCACCGUACAACCACCCUCUCACAGUACAACCACUCUCUCACAGUACAACCGCCCUCUCACAGUACAACCAUCCUCUCACGGUACAACCACCCUCUCACAGUACAACCACUCUCUCACAGUACAAACCACCCUCUCACAGUACAACACCCUCUCACAGUACAACACCUCUCACAGUACAACCCCCUCUCACAGUACAACCACCCUCUCACACUACAACCACCCUCUCACAGUACAACCACCCUCUCACAGUACAACCACCCUCUCACAGUACAACCAUCCUCUCACAGUACAAACCACCCUCUCACAGUACAACCAUCCUCUCACAGUACAACCACCCUCUCACAGUACAACCACCCUCUCACAGUACAACCACCCUCUCACAGUACAACCACCCUCUCACAGUACAACCACCCUCUCACAGUACAACCACCCUCUCACAGUACAACCACCCUCUCACAGUACAACCAUCCUCUCACAGUACAACCACCCUCUCACAGUACAACCACCCCCUCACAGUACAACUACCCUCACACAGUACAACCACCCUCUCACAGUACAACCACCCUCUCACAGUACAACCACUCUCUCACAGUAUAACACCCUCUCACAGUACAACCACCCUCUCACAGUACAACCACCCUCUCACAGUACAAACCACCCUCUCACAGUACAACCACCCUCUCACAGUACAACCACCCUCUCACAGUACAAACCACCCUCUCACAGUACAACCACCCUCUCACAGUACAACCACCCUCUCACAGUACAACCACCCUCUCACAGUACAAUCACCCUCUCACAGUACAACACCCUCUCACAGUACAACACCCUCUCACAGUAUCAUCACCCUCUCACAGUACAACCAUCCUCUCACAGUACAACACCCUCUCACAGUACAACCUCCCUCUCACAGUACAACCAUCCUCUCACAGUACAACCACCCUCUCACAGUACAAACCACUCCCUCACUGUACAACCAUCCUCUCACAGUACAACCACCCUCUCACAGUACCGCCAUCCUCUCAUAGUACAAACCCCCUCUCACAGUACAACCACCCUCUCACAGUACAACCACCCUCUCACAGUACAACACCCUCUCACAGUAUAA